AUGCAACGACACCUACUAACGUCGGGCUCAAAGAAAACAGAAGCAAAUAUACAACCUUCACUUGACGUCGCUUUAACAAAACCUGAUGACGUAGAACUUUUUUAUACAGCAAGUGUACAAUUUCUUCAGAAACGACUGCAAGAGAAAUCUCUUGUUGCUCCAACUAAAUCUCAGCGAAAUACUAAAAGCUGUUGCAAUUUAUCUUCCAGCAGUAAUUCACAAAGAGUUAUCGAUAAACAUACAGCCUUAUCUAUGCACGAAAUUUUACCAUUUCCAAAAUCAAAUGGAGAAAGCUUCUUUUCACGUAUACUGAACUCAUUUCGAAAAUUUUCGACACAAAUAAUUCCAGACAGUAAUACAGAGGACUUAGAAAUGGUCAACACCAGGUCUAAUUAUAAGUUUCCACGAUGCGAAAAGGAUAAUAAAGGUCAUUCGUCUUACUUAAACGUUAUUUCAGAAGAUGAGGCUAGAGAGGCUGAAGUUGUACCAUCAGAGCAAGAUGUGAAUAGUACACAUAAUGAUGGAAAAUACUUUCAACAAAGUUUAAAAGCUGUCAAAAGA
Molecule: messenger RNA, 561 nt
Organism: Brenthis ino (lesser marbled fritillary)
Lineage: Eukaryota; Metazoa; Arthropoda; Insecta; Lepidoptera; Nymphalidae
Source: the annotation of a GenBank genome assembly